UUUCGCUUUCAUUGUGGAUUUCGGUGCGCGACUGGUGAGAACGCGAAAAAUUGUAGGAAAAAUCGAAUCGCUGUAAAUUGAAUUUAGGGCAGAAAAAGUUUUGCAGAUAAUUGUGAAAAUAUAUCAUUUAGCUAGCUAUAGAAACAAAUGCAAUUAAUGCAUUUUGAAGUGCUCAAUUAAUUUUGUGAUUGUAGUGCGCCACAUUUUUGGGUGUUCACGCGCAAGCAAAAUACAGAAAAAAGAGGGGUGAAAAAUUGCAAAGCGGAAAAUUUUCGUGCUGUCGGUAGAAAUAGAAAAAAGGGCAAAACAGUGGACGAAAGAGAAACGUAAAAAAUAGAUUGGUAAUACGAACAAAAGAAUGAAAACAACUUUUUUAUAGAUGAGUGUCAAUUAAAACAAUUAAUAUAGUGAGGAUUUGGAAUGCUGCAGUCGCUGCUAAUAGGAAUUUGACAAAAGAAAUCAAUUGAUGUAAAACACAUAGAAGAAAGUUUAAACUUAAGAUGGGCACAGAAGAGCAAACGCUUGGGGAUGAGCCUGCUGCCCCGAUGAAAGCCUCGGACAACAAUCAAAACUUCAACACAACAACUGACACGGUCCAACAAUUGCAACAUGUACAACUUCCGAUAGCAUCGGCAGCGCCGCAAGUGAUAAUUAUGCCUGCCUCGCAAACGUCGACUGCAGCCACAAAUGCCGCCAAGAAAAUACGUCGAGCUUUCUCCAUGCCUCGAAAUCCCUUCCGGUGGUCGCGCAAAUUUAAAACUUCCACUUCAGCAGUAGAAAACGCCAGCAGUGCUGGUGGCAGUAACAUAGCGAUAUCGUCGUGUGUUGGUGGGGGUCGUGGGCGCGCCGGUAGCAUCGUUUCGCUGAGCAGCUACGAAGCCAUUUCUAAGGAUGCUAAUGGUAGCAACGACAGUGGGGUUGGCGCUUCUGAUGAAUCUAAAACUGGCGGUAGAAUAAAAAGAGAUGUUAUUGUCAAAGCAGUGGAACAGAAAAUAAUAAAUGGCAAACCAGUUUCCGGUGGCAAUGAGAUUAGCAACACUGCCCCUGCUUCCAAUUCCAAUCGUGUUCUAAGGCGCUCAUCAUUCAGGAAGUUUCUAAAUCGUAUUGCACAGCAUGUCAGCACGUCAAUUAAUGUUGGGGCGAACAAGAAUGCUACGUUGUCCGCAUCUGCAACCGGUGAUCGCGUGCCACCCAUUGGCAACUAUCAAUGGCCAGCCGAUCAGACACCUGGCGUUAUGGGACUCAAGAAUCACGGCAAUACAUGUUUCAUGAAUGCAGUGCUACAGUGUCUCAGUCACACUGACAUACUGGCCGAAUAUUUCGUAUUGGAUCAAUAUAAGGCUGAUUUAAAGAGGCGCAACAAAAUCAAUUCACGAAAAUUCGGUACAAAAGGAGAGCUUACGGAGCAGUUGGCCAAUGUACUGAAGGCGUUGUGGACAUGCAAGAAUGAGAGCGAUCACAGCACCAGUUUUAAGGCUGUUGUAGAUCGCUACGGUUCACAAUUUCGUAGCUCAACACAACAUGAUGCUCAAGAAUUUCUGUUUUGGCUGCUGGACAAGGUGCACGAGGACUUGAAUACGGCUACGAAACGGCGUUACAAAAGUGUAAAGAAUUCCUAUGGCCGUCCUGAUGAAGUAAUCGCCGCAGAAACGUUGGCAAAUCACAUCCGCUGCAACAAUUCCUUCGUACAAGCGGUGUUCCAGGCACAAUUCCGCUCGUCGCUCACUUGCCCACGCUGUAAAAAACAAUCCAACACAUUUGAUCCGUUCCAUUGCAUUUCGGUGCAGUUGCCACAGUUGAUGCAACAGACAGUUUUCGUAACUGUGGUAUAUCUGCAACGAGAACCGCGACAAAUAAAGAUCGGUAUAAGCGUGCCCACUGGUUCGCCCAUUGUCGCCUUACGCGACCAAUUACAAACAGAUACUGGCAUUCAGGGCAAAAGCAUGGUGCUAGUUGAUAUAAACAAAGAAGGAUUUACGCGCGUCUUCUACGACUCACAACCAGUAGCUACAUUAAGUGGUAUCGAAUCGAUUUAUUGUAUCGAAGUACCCGAAAUAAAGAACGCGCCAGCAACGGUAUCAUCGAAAACAGUUGCAUCCGAGGAGAAGGAGAAGAAGAAGGAGGACAUAAUUGGCACCACCAAUGCUAAUUCCAAAACUAGUGGCGCGGCAACGAAUUCUAUCACAAAUUCAACAGAGGCCAACAAGAUAUGUGCAUCUGGCAAAACUACCGAUACUAAUGCCAAUGCCAAUUCCAAUGCAGCUGGCCCCAAGGUCACAAAUACUCCAUCCACUGCCAGCACUACAACGGAGCUAAUUUUACUGGUCGCGAAUGUGCGCAAGCGGAAAGUAGCUGUUGAAGGUGAUGAAGCAGCGAAAGUCAACGGUCCUGUCUAUACUGUAGAACGGUUUGGCAUGCCAUUUAGCUUGCUAGCAGCACGAGAUUGUUCUUAUGCCGAUUUACAAAAACUACUUUUAUGCGAAAUGGCGUCAUUGCUAAAACCUGAAGUUUUCUCGAAUGCAAAGCCACUCAGUGAUAUGUUUCAAAUGCGUCUCCAGGAUCCAUCUGCAGAUCCAGACACAUACCUGCAGAAUGUUGAGCACCCGCUUCUAACGGAGAUGGUCGAUUUAGCAUUAUCAGUACUCUCGGCGGAGGCUGGACCACCACAUAUAAAACUUUUGCUCGAGUGGUCUGAGCCCGAAAAACAUUUUGCGGAUCUCAGUGAUAAGGUAGUGGAAGACGAAAGUGUACCGCGUUUAAGCAACGAUGGCAAAUCGAAGACGGCAAACGACACUGCAGUACUUACUUUAGAGCAAUGUCUUGAGCACUACACCAAAGCUGAAACAUUGAGUGCCGAGGAUGCCUGGCGCUGCCCACACUGUCAGCAAUAUCUGCCGGUUGUGAAGACGCUAGGUCUAUGGUCGCUUCCUGACAUAUUGGUGGUGCAUUUCAAGCGUUUCCGUCAGCACCACGAGAAGGGCGCAAAUGCGGCAAAACUUACCACUAUGGUAAAAUUCCCGUUAAAUGCAUUCGAUAUGUCACCGCAUUUGGCGCGCGGCGAUGAAGAGGAGGAAGGACCGCGCACAACGCUCAGUGUGACUGCUGCUUUGGACAUGGGGCCGCAUAGUCGCCCAAGUCCAUGGAAAAAGACACGUUCAGGAGACUCCCGAUCAUCCACGCUUAGCUCACGAGAUAACAGGGAGACGCGUUAUGAUUUGUACGCUGUGUGCUACCAUCAAGGGGAUACGCUCGAGACGGGUCACUACACUGCCGCAUGUAAGAACCCCUACGAUAGGCAGUGGUACAAAUUCGACGAUCAAAGGGUUUCCAAGGUACCCAACGAAUCAAUCGAAGAAGAGAUAAUUAAUAAUGAGGCUUACAUGUUAUUUUACCAACGUCGCACCGGGGAUGCAACUGAAUGCUCCGGUUCGAGUUCGAAUUCUGGCGAUCACUGGGUCUCGCGAAUUGCACCGCCUCCAAUGGCAGUGGUUGAGAAGAUAAUCGCCACCGAGGAGAAACUCGUUGAAGAAGAUAUAUCCGAGGAUCGUAAGGAAGUUGUUAUUGUCGCUUCAGCUCCAGCGAUUGACACAACACCUGGAAAAGCUGACGAAAAAUCCGUGGAUAUACCAAAAUUGAAGGAACCUGUACAUGAAGUGGACGCAGUUGUCAAUGAAAAUACAGAAACGGCUCCAAUGGUUGUGGACAUUGAAAAGAUUUCAGUCGAUAUUGAAACGCUAGACUUUGUUGAUGCGGACGCUGUCGCUAUUGACGUUGAGGUUAAUGCUGAUUGCAAGAAGGAAAUUGUUAAUAGCAUCGCUAAAUCCCUUAAAGAAGAAUUUAUGGCCAGUAGCGUUGGCGACAAUCAGAUCUUCGUUAUGGACGAAGACUGUCAAUCUGAAGAAAGUCAAACACAAACAAAAAUACCACAAUCCGUGAACAGCGCAACAUCUGUUACCAAAUUACAAUCGUCACCCGUAUCGACUUCCAGGGCGAUGGCAGUAUCGACGACGACGACGACUGAGGCGACGCUGAUACCAGCUUGUGCGACACCAUCAAAAGCACCUGCUAGCACCUCAGCAAAUAGAGUAUUAACAGUAUUAACCAAUGGCUAUGCUAUAGAUAACUCCACAUUGCCAAAUCGGGGGCCAAUGAGCCUUGUGCAUGCCGAAAUAAUUGGUAAACCCAACACUCCGGGCACGAGUCUCAUUCCCAUGUCUGCAAUUCCAGUCGGUAUUAAUGGUAGCCGCAUUAGAAAUUCCUCAACUUCCUCCUCCAGUUCAUCGCUGUCGUCACAUUCUUCGCCACACUCGCUAGCCGCGUCCAUACAUGGCGCUUCGACAUUACAAAACAAGUUUAAUGGAUUCACAGCCACUUCGGGCACAGCGAGCAGCAACUACAAGGAAGUAUUACUCUCUAGCAGCCUAAAGAGUAAUAGUAGCAGUAUUAUUAGCGCUGCAGUGGCAGCGCAUACAGCACACGAACUCCACUUAUCGCGUCAUCAGCCAUGGCAUGGUAGUCGUUCGAGUGUCUCAGCACUGGAGAGUGGAACUCAAGCUAACAAUCAUCAGCACGUGCAUGGCCUCAAUCUAAGGCAUUCGUUCUCCACCAGUUCAAAUUGUAAAUUACGCGAAUGUAGCGAAACGUUAUCGUCAAUGUUGCGUAAUUCUACUAAUACAUGCAGCAAAGACACUUUGAUAUUUAUCGAUCAGCAGAACCACCAUCAUCAUCACAGCUUAAUCGAAGACGAUGACGAUUCGUUCAUGGGCAGCCGAUCACUUUGGAUUUCCCCGGUAACGCCACACAAACUUAUAACGGUCUCACCCAAAAACUGAGGUGUCGCUCCUUAGUGAACUUCAAUAAGAAUUAUAACAAUUGAUAAUACAAAUAUACAGCAAUUCGGGAAUGAAUAAGAGGAUUAACGGUAGAAGCUAAGCAUCAUUGGCGUUUUCGCUAUUGACUUUAUGUAAAACGCAAUUGAACGAUUUACCAAGGAAGCGAUUCCUUUUAAAUUUAAGAAAAUUGUGACCAAAUUUAUAUAAAUAAAUGUACGUGUAUGUAUGUAUUUGAUAUGUAUGUAUGCAUGUUGCAUUCUGUAGGCAAUUGCAGUCUUUAGGUGACAUUUAGUUACGUACAAAAAAGUGUCGAUAUUUAUGUAUACGACACUUAAUAUCCGCUAAGAGGCAAACAGAUAUUAAAUGAUAUAGCAAUAGCAAUUUACAAAUCAUUAUAAAUAGAUUAAUACCAGUGAAUGUAGUUUGAAUGCACAGAUGAAUAAAUUAUUGUAAAAAUACAUGUUAACUACGGGCUUAAGUGAAAUUGAAAAGUUAUCAGAAGUUGGCUUAUUGAUUGUUGCUACAUUUUACAUAGUUUGGUCAGAAGCAGGAGUUGUGCAAAUAUAAUGACAGUUUGAUAUAAAUAUAUAUAUAUAUAUAUAUAUAUAUAUAUGAAAUUAUCUAAACAGGUAGAUAGGUACGACCACGUUGUGGUGAAUUAUGUUUUGGUGUGCUCAUCUACAAAUAUAUGCAUAACGUGGGAAACUCUGAAAUACGAUAUUUGUAUGUAUGUAAACAUGUGAUCAUGUUAAUCAUGUAUUAAUAUAAAAAUACGAUUAUAUUUACAACUGUAACAUUAAUUAGUGCUGUAAGUAACUAUUAUUCAAAUAUCGUUUUAAAUUAUUAUUUUGUAUAGCCGGGUUCAAGAGUAUUGCAACAUUUUUUAUAACUGAAGAGUGCGAAGAUAGUCCAAUGUUCGCUUUGCUUAUUUUAUAGAUGCAGCGACAGCAGUAGGAAAUAUCUCUUUUCUUGUUAACUGUUGAAACGGCAUAAAACAUUCCUCAUAAACCUGUACGGAAUAGUACUGGAAAGACAAUCAAUCGGCCCUAUCACCAAUUCCAUGUGAAUAAAUCUUUCCCAUAAUUUUACAUGGAAAACAAAAGCAAAUUGGGAAAAAUUGUUUUUGUGUUGUUUUAUAAUUAUUUUUGGGAAUAUUUGUUGACGUGAAAUUCGCGAUAGUGCCGAAUGCUUUGCCGAAUAUGUGAAUAAAAAUUCAACUUGAGUUUCGGCUCAGUUUUCGGAAAACUGCUUAACUCAAGCAACAGCAACUUGCUAGUGCUUGUGGAUGUGCUUGGUACGUUUUACCCAAGUCGGUCUCGUAUCGUAAAACCGGUCCUCAUGAUUUAUCCGAGUCAAUUAAUGCAUUUCCAACAGAAUGAAUUAUAAGCUACAGUCGGUUCUGCAUAACCGGAACGACUCAUAUUAGCAUAUGUACUACAUAUAUGUCUGGCCAAGAACCGUCAAUUCAGCAAAAAAAUAAAAUUAAAAUAAACUUUUGGCGCUUAGUCUUUUGCCAAGAAUUUGUCCCACCUUCUUCUCCAACUUGUCCGUCUUGAUGUUGAAACACAAAAAAAGGGACCUAAGUUUAACGCCGCCUCCGAACGACAAAUGGUAUUAAUGGGAAGCCUUUUCAGGACAGAAAUAUGCUCGGAGGAUUGUCAUUGCCUUUAACUGCGCGACUAUCGGUCACUUCAGCAACAUUCCGCAAAUUGGGGGAGUUUGCAUGUUGUUACAACAGUGACAACAUUAGUGCGAAAUAUUUCUCUGGAACCCAUCUCUCAAAAUUCCUAAUUUUUAAUUUUUUUUUUCUAAUUUUGGAAAAGCCUGUAUACACACUUUUUCUUAUUUUUUGCAUUAAAAUCAAUUAUAGAUUAAUAUUUAUCUAAUAUACAUUUUAUUACUAUUACUCUUAUACAUAUGCAGGUAUAUAUGUUUGGAUCGCGGUGUCCAUAGGCACCAAAAAAAGUUUUUUUCAACGGUGAAAAAUUAAUAGUAUCGCAAUGCCAGCUUGCACAUUGAUCUAAUUAUUUUAAUACACUCAUGCAUUGUUUAGCAGUCGCAAUGCAUUUUUAUGUGCAACGUGUUUUUAUGUUUUAAUUUUAUAUUCAAUAACUAAAAUUAGCCUCAUUUACUUUAGCUUUAGAUUUUACGCAAAAUGACGCAAAAUAAUUGCAAUACUGUUUGUACGAACGAAACGAAAUACUGUUUAAUUAUUAAAUAAUUAUAUUUCAGAAGAUUUAUUGAUACAAACCUACAUACAUAUGUCUAUGUAUACGUAACUUAGCACCUUGCAAUAAGCUAAAAACCAAAUGUAAUACUUCAAAGUAGAUUUUAAUUAAAAUCAAUUAUAUAAAAGAAGCAUAUGCCUAAGUAUAUUAAAUAAACAUAAAAAAAAUUU
Messenger RNA from Rhagoletis pomonella (apple maggot), 7230 nucleotides. Its product is annotated as ubiquitin carboxyl-terminal hydrolase 31-like. Gene Ontology annotation, biological process: regulation of Toll signaling pathway; innate immune response; protein deubiquitination. Bases 501 to 4832 code for a protein of 1443 amino acids. Gene Ontology annotation, molecular function: cysteine-type deubiquitinase activity; growth factor activity; Toll binding. The transcript has 7 exons. Gene Ontology annotation, cellular component: extracellular region. The record is from RefSeq and is a predicted model, not a curated record. Lineage: Eukaryota; Metazoa; Arthropoda; Insecta; Diptera; Tephritidae.